Messenger RNA from Dermatophagoides pteronyssinus (European house dust mite), 1489 nucleotides. RefSeq names its product general transcription factor IIIC subunit l(2)37Cd (gene l(2)37Cd). NCBI's taxonomy places the organism in Eukaryota, Metazoa, Arthropoda, Arachnida, Sarcoptiformes, Pyroglyphidae. Gene Ontology annotation, biological process: transcription initiation at RNA polymerase III promoter. Gene Ontology annotation, molecular function: RNA polymerase III type 2 promoter sequence-specific DNA binding; RNA polymerase III type 1 promoter sequence-specific DNA binding. Gene Ontology annotation, cellular component: transcription factor TFIIIC complex. The record is from RefSeq and is a predicted model, not a curated record.
UUUGUAUGAUUCUUAUGUGAUUAUCAUUGUUGAUAUUUUUUCCAUUCGAUUUUUUUUUUUGGUUAAAAAUGGAUUCGAAUAAUAAAAAUCUUCAACAAAUGUUUGUCAUCGAUAGUCCGGCUAAAGUAAUAAAUUUACAAAAUUUUUAUAAAUGUUGUGGUGGUUUAAAUCAAAUUGGACAAACAUUUAAAAAUGAACGUGAACGUUUGCGGUUUCGUUUUCGUCCAGAUGAUCCAAAUUCGAUACCAUUAUUUUCCGAUCGUAAACAAUCAAGAGAUUUAGUAUUGAAAGUUCGACGAAAACGUCAACCUGAUGGUACAUUCAGUGAUUAUCAAUUUGAACCAUUCGGUAUUAUUAAUACAACAUUUCAUUUUGAAAAUUCAAUUUGUGAUAUGCAAUUGUUGCCCACUUCUAGUGAUAUUCGUAAUGAAUUUAUGAAAUCAGAUUUCAUUCUAAAUUGUGAUCCAAAUUCAUCGAUCAAAAAUGAUCAAAGUAUUACAAUGAUGAAACAAUAUUUUUAUUCACGUUUUUUUCAACCAAAACAAUUGAUUGCUAUGAUGCGAAAAGAUGUUGAAAAAAAUGAUCAACAACAGGAUCUAAUACGUCGACUUCGUAAAUCACGUAAAGUUAAUUUUACUGUCGUACGAUGGGAUGAUGAAUCGGUUCCGGAAUCAUUACCCGAAGAAUAUCGAAAAGAUUUUGAUAAAAAUUUACUUCGUUCAGAAUUGGCACGUAAAAUUAAGGAAAAAUUUGAUGAAAGAUUUUGUUGGUCAAGAUAUGGUCUAAUUUGUCAUCUAAAAUGUUCACCAUUAUUAUUACGAUAUAUUCUACCAUAUACAACUUAUUAUUUUGAAAAUGGACCAUUUCGUGCAUUAUGGAUUCCAUAUGGUUAUGAUCCACGUAAAGAUCCAAAAGCAAAAAUUUAUCAAACAAUUGAAGCACGUGCUAACCGAAAAAAUGAUCAAACUAUACAUGCAAUCAAUCAGAUUCCUUUAAAUCAAAAGGGGACAAUAUUUAAGGAUAAUACAAAUUCAUUUCUAGAUAAAUUUGGUACAAAAUCUCUAUCCAACAAUGAAAAUGAUGAUAACAGCAUUGAUCCAAGCUAUUUAUUUCGACCUGGACAAUUAUCAACAUUGAAACGUACAACAUUUCAAUUAUGUGAUAUUGAAAUUGAUCAAGUACAACAGAUUAUACAUGAAAAUGAUGGUCAAGAAUUUGAAUGUACAGAAAAAGAUGGUUGGCUAUCGAAAGGUUCGGUUGAUCGUAUUCGUGCCAUUAUGAAUCAUGAAUUAAGUCUUAUACUAAACGAUACUAAUCUACUACAAGAACAUUCACAAACAUUGGAUACGCAGGAUAUUUUGCCCGAAAAUAUUGAAAUUACCGAAGUUUAUGAUGAUAAUUUAGAAAUUUAUCAUUGAAUCUUUGAAAGUUUUUUUUCCAAUCACCAUUGAAGAAUCAUUUCAAGAAAAAUAUCGAUAAAUCAAUUCGA